This is a messenger RNA of Sitodiplosis mosellana (orange wheat blossom midge), 1851 nucleotides long. Its product is annotated as LIM/homeobox protein Lhx3-like. The transcript has 7 exons. The record is from RefSeq and is a predicted model, not a curated record. Gene Ontology annotation, cellular component: nucleus. Gene Ontology annotation, biological process: positive regulation of transcription by RNA polymerase II. Lineage: Eukaryota; Metazoa; Arthropoda; Insecta; Diptera; Cecidomyiidae. Gene Ontology annotation, molecular function: DNA-binding transcription factor binding; transcription coactivator activity. Bases 99 to 1157 code for a protein of 352 amino acids.
AACUGGGUACACAUGGAAGUCCAAGGCGUAGAAAUGCUGGUCACGACCCUCCAGUGAAACAUUUGGGCCUCGGAGAAGUAAAACGAUUUACUGGAGGAAUGCACAAUACAGAAACUCUACCUGUUACUGACAAUGGAAUAGGUGAUCACCAUCACAAUAAUCAUCACCAAUAUCAGCCGUCUUUGGGCCGCCAUCAAGCUAACAAAGUGGAUUCGCAUAAAUCAGUUUGUGUGAAACCUUCGUCGCAGUUGUCAUCGCCAUCAACACCUACGUCCAUUAUUCCAUCGAAUGUAUGCACAUCAUCGUCGUCCGCUACGCUGCCAACGUCCAGCGCAGGACUGCCAACAGUAUUAUCAAAUCAAAACACAGCACUGCUUCUGAGCGUCGGUGCGAAUGGCAACAGCAACAACAACCUCAACAGCUGCAGCGGAGUUAGAGAGUGUGCCGGCUGCUGCAAACGAAUCACCGAACGAUUUCUAUUGAAAGCUUUAGAUUUAUACUGGCACGAGGAUUGCUUAAAAUGCGGAUGCUGUGAUUGUCGAUUAGGUGAAGUCGGGUCCACGCUUUAUACGAAGGCAAAUUUAAUUUUGUGUAAACGAGAUUAUCUUAGAUUAUUUGGAAAUACCGGCCUUUGCGCUGCUUGUACCAAAGUUAUUCCUGCAUUUGAAAUGGUUAUGCGGGCCAAAAGUAAUGUAUAUCAUUUAGAGUGUUUUGCUUGUCAGCAGUGUAACCACAGGUUCUGCGUAGGCGAUCGUUUUUAUUUAUGUGAGAAUAAAAUUCUGUGCGAGUAUGACUACGAGGAGCGUUUGGUGUUCGCCAAUAUGGCGUAUAAUCCGUCGAGUUUGGCACACAUACGGAGACAAGUCAGCAGUUUACAGCCAGCAGGAGACAGUUGUAUGAAUAAAAGAAACGGUGAAAAUAUUGGUAUUGGAUACGGUAGCAACGGUGGUCGUUCGAAUGGUGCAUCAAAUUUUGGUGACAAGGAUCAGCAACACCAGCACCAGCACCGGCAACAUCACAAUUACAAUGUAAAUCAAUUGUUGCAUGUGCAAAAUCAACAGCAUCAGACGCAACAGCAAAAUCAUCGUGACAGUGGCUAUGGAAGCAGUCCAGACUCGGAGACCAAAAUCACUGAGAUCGACUCACAUGUGCAUUGACAGCAAAUUCGGUAUAGAAUCGAAUACAACUAGUCUAAGGCUCGACAAACUCCAUAAUUCACACAGUCAACGAUUAGUCGCGAAAAAAAAUUAAAUCUCCAUACAACAAAUUGUGUGCAAUAUCUCAAAUAUGUGGUUAAUGAAUUAAACUCACUACAAAAAAAAUUGGACAUCCCGCUUUGAAGAUGAGCUAUUUCUUGUUUUAGUUAACCCUCGAAGGUGAACUAGAUCUACUGCAAUGAAUGCAAUAAUUUUCCACGUAGAUAAUUGAAUAAAAUUUAAAACACCGAAUUCUUCAUAAAAUACAAGAGAAAUGCAAUAAUCUCAGAACAAUUAAAAUAUUUGUCAAUCAACAACACGUAUCUCAUUUUGAAUUCAAACAAUUAUUAUUUGUUAUCAAAUUUUAGUUUUCACACACAUUCCUGUUUAUGACUUUACCACCGCCUGCCGUAGACUAAUAGUGUUAAAAAAAAAAGAAACGAGGACAAUUUGACGAUUAAAUAUGGCCCUUGAAGCAUUACGAUCCGACGUACGGUUCACAUUAUACAGGCGUUUGAAUGUUGCCCGCCUUUCGGCGGUGGUAUGCACUAGAAGGUUGAUGGUAAACGAACAGUUUGUGUUCAACUAGACGUUAUCACAGAUAACCCUUUUUUAGAAACUCAAUGACCACUCAUAGAAAAGUAGCCGUCGGAGU